CAUCCUUCCAGAGUCUGUCACUUUUAUUUUUAUCACUUAUCUACCAUAACCCUUAACUCACUCUACUCUCAUCCCUUAUAUAAACCCGCCCUUCUAUCCUCUCUUCUUCAUUCCAUUCAGUUAUCCACUCAUGGAUCUUAUUCCCGAUCUUCCUUAUGACGUCGCUCUUCAAUGCUUACUUCGCCUCUCUUACAACCAGUUCCCUACUGUUUCCUCUGUUUGUAAAAGCUGGAACCACCAGAUUCAUCUUCCUGAGUUUAGCCGCCACCGUAAAGCGGGAUGCCAUAGCCAAAAAUUAGUCCUUCUAACCCAGGCUAAGGUCGAUCCGAAUAAUAAUUCUGGUUUCGCUAAGAGACUGGCUAACCCGGUUUAUAGGGUUUCUAUUCUGGAGGUGGGUUCGGGUCGUUGGUCUGAGUUGCCGCCGAUUCCUGGGUUUUCUUCUAGUGGGUUACCGUUGUUUUGCCAGGUGGUGGUUGUCGGAUCGGAUCUUGUUGUGAUGGGUGGGUUGGACCCCGUUACUUGGGAGGUUUCGGGGUCGGUUUUUGUUUUUGAUUUUUUGUCGGCCACGUGGCGGCGCGGAGCGGACAUGCCAGGUGUACGACGGUCGUUCUUUGGGUGUGCGUCGGAUGGUGAUCGGACGGUGCAUGUUGCUGGAGGGCAUGAUGCAGAGAAGAACGCGUUGAGGUCAGCAAUGGCUUAUGACGUGGAAAGAGAUGAGUGGGCCCACCUGCCUGACAUGACAAAAGAACGAGACGAAUGUAAAGGAGUAUUCCUACGUGGCAAAUUCCACGUCAUCGGUGGAUACUCCACCAAUGCUCAAGGCCGUUUCGAGAGAAACGCCGAAGUGUUCGACGGAGAACAGUUUCAGUGGGGCCAAGUACAAGACAACUUUCUAAAAUCUGCCUCAUGUCCUAGGACAUGCACGGUCGGCGAUGACGAGGAUUACUAUAUGUGUCAUGAAGGUGAAGUAAUGGCACUAAGAGGAGACACGUGGCAGACAGUGUCCCAGCUACCCGCUGAAGCACUCAAGGUGGCAUGUGUGAUGACGUGGCAGGGGAAGUUGCUGGUGGUUGGUUGUGCAAGAUUCGGUGAGCCCCACAUGGCUUACGUGUUGGAUUUGAAGAGUUACGAGUGGACAUAUAUAGAAACUCCUAAAGAAUUUUCUGGUCAUGUUCAAUCGGGGUGUUUCUUGGAGAUUUAAAGUCUGAAGAUUUUGUUUUAUAAAUACAUGCUUUUAUAUAUAAUUAUCUCAAUUAAGUCAAAUAAUUAUACAUUUUCUCAAA
Mangifera indica (mango) is the source of this 1283-nucleotide messenger RNA. Its product is annotated as F-box/kelch-repeat protein At1g80440-like. The transcript has a single exon. Bases 131 to 1201 code for a protein of 356 amino acids. NCBI's taxonomy places the organism in Eukaryota, Viridiplantae, Streptophyta, Magnoliopsida, Sapindales, Anacardiaceae. The record is from RefSeq and is a predicted model, not a curated record. Gene Ontology annotation, molecular function: protein binding. Gene Ontology annotation, biological process: negative regulation of cytokinin-activated signaling pathway; regulation of phenylpropanoid metabolic process.